Molecule: messenger RNA, 806 nt
Organism: Aphanomyces astaci
Lineage: Eukaryota; Oomycota; Saprolegniomycetes; Saprolegniales; Verrucalvaceae
Exons: 1
Coding region: 74-715 (213 amino acids)
Source: RefSeq, a predicted model, not a curated record
CCUAUGUUUGCCUAUUUAACGUGUAUGUCCUACAGGUGAUUGGCUGAUUUAUCCACAGAAUCGCCUGAUCUUCAUGCUGUUGACCAAGCUGGUUGUGGCCGCAGUGGCCGCCGCCUCGGUGACCUCCUCGCAUGUGGCAGAGGCGAACCAGUCGUACGCUGUCAACGCAACUUCCCCGGUCGACGACAUUCAACAGGUGUCCCCGUAUGGCCGCGAGUUGUUCGCCAAGCUACUGGCAAAUUUGAACCUUGAGCACGUCAAAGGCCAUCCUCUCAGCACCCUCGAAUAUAACGAAGCUGUGGACGGCGUGGAAGACCUCAUUCGAGGUCGAUGGGCCUUUGAUAAAGCGUUCCAUUCGAAGGUCAAGCACGACGUCCGCCAGCUCUUGGCUCGCAUGAAUCCCGGCGAACUCGAACAACUCUUUGACGACGUCAUAUUCGACUUGACAUUGGCCUCCUUCACUGAGAACGAUGAUGAAGCGAACGAGAAAGUCACCGUGGCGGUCCAUGCACCGCAACUCUCUACCUCUGCUGCGGGGGGCUACGUGUUGGUCUUGGGGUUGUUCGUGGGAUGCGUUGCGGGGGUUGCCGCCCUUGUCUCCGUCGUGGCCAAUCGACCUGCGUCGGGAAUUGCGUCCACUGUGAUCACCGCCGAUAUCAUCUUAGCUGAGAUCGAAGACGCGGAGAAGUUGGGCAAGCAGUCGACUGUGGUUUGAGUGCAGUACCAGUACUGGUACACAUUUGAGGUGCUAAUUAUGAGUGAAUCAAUGUGAUCGUGUAAAUCUAACGAAGCCCUUCAAUCAGGUA